This is a messenger RNA of Echinops telfairi (small Madagascar hedgehog), 1323 nucleotides long. It is a transcript of the gene PACRG, whose product is annotated as parkin coregulated. The record is from RefSeq and is a predicted model, not a curated record. Gene Ontology annotation, molecular function: Hsp90 protein binding; Hsp70 protein binding. Lineage: Eukaryota; Metazoa; Chordata; Mammalia; Afrosoricida; Tenrecidae. Bases 224 to 997 code for a protein of 257 amino acids. Gene Ontology annotation, cellular component: neuron projection; vesicle; cytosol. The transcript has 5 exons.
ACCUUUGGAAGCUUGUCACAGGUCGGCUCAGGUCCUGCCUUCCUCCCGCCCCUCCCCUCCCCAAAGUCCCUUCACCUAGGCGCUGACAAACAUCUGGAUUGGCCUGGGCCCAGGAGCGGUUGGCUUCCAUCAGUAGUGCGCCUUUGGGCCUUCUGCCCUGACCUGCCCCACUGAUCCUUAAUACACAGUGGUUUUUGUAUGAGAACAAGACAUUCCUAGGAAGAUGGUGGCAGAGAAAGAGACCCUAAGCUUAAGCAAAUGCCCAGACAAGAUGCCGAAGAGGACCAAGCUGCUGGCGCAGCAGCCGCUCCAGGUGCACCCGCCGCACUCACUGGUGUCCGAGGGAUUCACUGUCAAAGCCAUGAUGAAAAACUCGGUCGUGAGAGGCCCCCCCACCGCAGGAGCUUUCAAAGAAAGACCCACGAAGCCCACGGCAUUUCGGAAAUUUUAUGAGCGCGGCGACUUCCCCAUUGCUCUUGAGCACGACUCGAAAGGAAACAAAAUUGCGUGGAAGGUGGAAAUCGAGAAGCUGGAUUACCAUCACUACUUGCCUCUGUUUUUUGACGGGCUUUGUGAAAUGACAUUUCCCUACGAGUUUUUUGCUCGUCAAGGAAUCCAUGACAUGCUGGAGCAUGGGGGCAACAAGAUCCUCCCCGUCAUCCCGCAGCUCAUCAUCCCGAUCAAAAAUGCUCUGAACCUCCGAAACCGACAGGUCAUCUGUGUCACGCUCAAGGUCCUCCAGCAUCUGGUUGUGUCCGCCGAGAUGGUGGGAGAAGCGCUGGUGCCGUAUUACCGCCAGAUCCUGCCCAUCCUGAACAUCUUCAAGAACAUGAACGUAAACUCCGGGGACGGCAUUGACUACAGCCAGCAGAAGAGGGAGAACAUCGGGGACCUGAUCCAGGAGACGCUGGAGGCCUUCGAGCGCUAUGGAGGAGAAGAUGCCUUCAUCAAUAUCAAGUACAUGGUCCCCACCUAUGAGUCAUGCUUGCUAAACUAGUGGUGAGGAAGCUGGCCUUUGAGGAAGGCAUCCACUGGAGGCCUGGGAUGAGUCUCUGCUGCUUUGGGCAUCUCAGUAUUUAUGACUUCUACAGCUUUUUUUCCUACAGCUGCUAAGAUAGUAGUUUCUGGACCAUUGGACUAUUAGCCCUAUUGAGAGCAAGGCUUUCCGAUACAUAAAUAGUGCCUGUUUCUUAGAUUACAAUAGUGUACUGUGCUUAUUUGUUCCAAGAGAAGAAUUGCUUCUUUAUGCAGCUCGGACAGAAGCCGGAGUCUGAGUUCAACCUUGGCUUGUAUAGACAAUAAAACUUUAAUUUUCAUACGCAA